Molecule: messenger RNA, 2886 nt
Organism: Penicillium arizonense
Lineage: Eukaryota; Fungi; Ascomycota; Eurotiomycetes; Eurotiales; Aspergillaceae
Product: putative kinesin family protein (KipA)
Exons: 2
Coding region: 1-2886 (961 amino acids)
Biological process (GO): microtubule-based movement
Molecular function (GO): microtubule binding; ATP binding; microtubule motor activity
Source: RefSeq, a predicted model, not a curated record
AUGGCUUCAAUGUCGGCUCUACCUCAGCCAUCGCGGCCAGUUACAAACCCCCCAACCGGAUCAUUACCUGCCCUCCCCAACCCCAAACCUAGAAGGUCUACACCCGGCUCCGAGACACCCCGGGCCGCGUCUCCCUAUAACACGUCCAAGCUGCGGACGCCAUCCAGCCCCAAACCGUCGCUGAAGUCUCCCCUAUCAAAUUCAAACUCAACUUCCAACCUCAGCGCGGCCCGGUCCGCAUCCAGCGGACGCGCACCGAGCAGCCCGGACAAAUCCUUGCGCCGCACAAUCAGCAUCGCAUCAUUCCCUCAACCACCAAAAGCAGGCGGCCGUCCGUCUACGGCAUCUUCACUCUCGGGCAUCCAAGCCGCCACGCCCAGCUCGCGACCGGCGCGAAGCUCACGGCUGAGCACGGGAACUACUAGCAGCUACCGUAGCUCAAAAACACCGUCACUGCUCAACGGUAGUGGAGAAGGCAAAUUCAUCUCGAGUGCGGACACACGGGAUCCAGACGCUUCUCCCGCCCACAGCAGAAGCUCAUCCGCGCAAGGAUCAUGUUCGACUAGCGCUACUACAUUUGAGGAUGCAGACGAUACGGCAAGCAAAUCGACUACCAAGCAAAAAGAGAUCAAGGGCAAUGUGAUUGUGAGUGUACGUGUGCGCCCCGACAAUAACAGCGGAGGCGAAACGCCGCGGAAUCAUGGCGAAUGGUCGGUUGAUGGCCGGCAAAGCCUCAUCUCAUAUCGAGGAAAGGAAGGAGGCGAUUAUUACUAUGACAACGUAUUCAAUCCCAUGGAGAACAACGCCAAGGUGUACGAUUCAGCAGCCAAACGACUUGUCAGGCGUGUAAUGGAAGGCUACCACGGAACGGUCUUCGCAUAUGGUAUGACCGGGACCGGAAAGACCUUUUCCAUGCAAGGAACAGCGACGUCCCCCGGUGUGAUUCCACUGGCCAUCACCGACAUUUUCUCUUUUAUCAGAGAAACCCCCCAUCGAGAGUUCCUGCUGCGGGUCAGCUACCUGGAAAUCUACAACGAGAAGAUCAACGAUCUCCUAUCUGCUUCGUCUGCCAAUGGACCUGCAGCACCUCAGGAAGAGAUCAAAUUGAGAGAGGAUAGCAAGCGAGGAGUGUAUGCCACGCCGCUCAAGGAAGAGAUUGUGCAGAGCCCGACACAACUUCUUCGCGUAAUUGCAAGAGGUGACCACGCACGACGCACCAGCAGCACGCAGUUCAAUGCACGAAGUUCCCGAAGUCACGCGGUUGUCCAAAUCGUCGUUGAGAGCCGAGAGCGUGUGCCCUCAGGCAAUUCCCAGGACAAGAGAUCUGGGAUUGCCCCGGGAGGUGUACGGGUGUCAACCCUGAGCCUGAUUGAUCUGGCUGGAUCCGAGCGCGCAGCCGAUGACAAGGAGCGUCGCACGGAGGGUGCGCACAUCAACAAGAGUCUUCUCACUCUGGGUACCAUUAUCUCCCGGCUCUCCGAAAACAAGGACAAGCAAGGCAACCCCAUGGAUCGCGAUGGGAGGCAUUUGCCCUACCGUGACAGCAAGUUGACCAGGCUGCUACAGCCAGCUUUGUCUGGCGGUUCUCUUGUCAGUAUCCUGUGCACGAUCCAACUUACUAGCUCUGUCAAUGCGAACACUGGUGAGACCCUAAACACCAUGAAAUUUGCUGCGCGAGCCAAGAACAACAUUGUCAGCCAUGCCAAAAAGGCAGAGGAGGCAUACGGCGGUGGCGGCGGGGACUCUGGAAGCCGAGUCUUGCUUGAGCGGUACCGCAUGGAGAUCCAAGCUCUGCGCGGUCAGCUUGAUACUCAGGCCAAGUUUCAGGCUGAAAAGGAACUCAAAUGGGAUGAACAGCAGUAUGAAAAAGAGGCGCAGGCCCGCCACGAGGAGCAAGUGUUGGAAAUGCAGUUGGCCCGAACAGCGCUGAAAGAGCGAAUCGAACAUCUUAACCGUCUAAUUUUGAGCUCCAAGUCAACAGGAGUUAACAACCACAACAGUCUGUCUACAUUUGGUCGGCUUUCCCGCAUGUCUUCGACGGAUUCUGGUGUUCGCUCUCUACGUUCGUCCGCUAGUCAAUCGACCCUGAGUGCUGUCCAUUCAUCGAUGCGCCCCAUCUCAUUCAUGUCCGUCAAUAGCAACGACCCCUCGGCAUUGCAUUACCCGGGGGGAUCAUUUGGCCCCGAGGAUGAAGAGGACCUUGGUGAAUUUGGCGAUGGCAAAGCCAGCCUGCAGCGGCAGGUAACUGCGUUGCAGGCCGACCUUAGUGAUAAAAACCGAUACAUCUCAACCCUGGAACGCCGACUUCUCCAAGCUCGUCGAUCCAGUCACACCCGCAUGUCAGUGGGUGUCAAGCCUGCGAAUGCCACCAUUGCCGAACAACCGGAUAUGAUUGCCUUGGUUCGGGAGAAGGACAUGGAGAUCAACGAACUCCGCCUCCAGCUCGACGACAAGGAUCGCAUGCUCGCUGCACUUCGCUCUGCAACGCGUCAUCGCGACCUGGCUGCCGUCACCAAUGAGUCCCAGUCACCCGAGUUGAAAAACAAGGGUGACUCUGUGGGCGAGAUAGACGGUCCCAUCAGGACCAGUGGUCUUCCCACUGACAAGCCCGAAAGCCCAAACAAGCGGGCCUUUUCUGGCUCUAGCAGAGCCAGCAGAGUCAAUGACCAGACGGAUGGUGGCAAAAACAUGGAUGAAGUCUCUCGAUUACUGGACGAGAUGAUCCAGGGUCGAAUGGACGGUGGACAUGCGAAUGAUCGUUCUUCCAUGAACGUCAAGAGUGUCACCAGUGAGAGUCGACGUGAAUCUUCAUCGGCUGAAGUGCCGGGCUUGAACCCUACUGCGCCGUCGUGGGAUCCAAGCCUCAGUUCGCCGUUCCGAGGAUGA